UGGUGGACAGCAGAAUCAGAAGUGAACCUAAUUUCUCAUCCAUCCGAAUUUAUAAUAUUAGGAUCAUACAGAUCACAUGGAGAUGCAAGAUUCACGAGGGUAGUGGAGCACCAUCUGAGGGUAAUAAAAAUGACCCGUGAAGGACUUCACUAUGGGUAUGGGACAGUGCAAUCAUUAGUGGGAGGCUUCAGGGAGAAGGCUGUAGUGACGAGGGAUGCUGUGCUCCAAUGGUGGUGCCCACUAACAUGUUUGAAUGAAUCCCCUUUGUGUAAAGGGCAAACCAGCUAGCGCCUUUCGUGUUCAUCAUAAAGGGCAAAUCUAAAGCCAAAAAGGGUCUUCACUUUUUGACAAAAUGCUGCAGAUGUUGUUUAUGGGUAUGCUCAGAUCUCCAGCAAUGGAAAUGUACAAGGCUUAAUUGAGAAGGAGUCUUCAAAGUCGGGCGAGACGGUUACUUAUAAUAGGAGUCGUCUAAAACCCGUCUCUUUGGUCGUUUCUUUUUGGCCGCCAAUAGAGUUUUGUACUUUUCUCUAGAUAUAGGAUUAGGGUUGAGUUUUGGAUAGGGGAUUUGGUUCUGGGUGGUUUCAGUUUGGUCGAUUUCUUGUUAAUUUCUCGUGAACGAGGAGGAUUGUUACCAGUUAGAUUUCGUGAUCGAGGGUUGAUGGGGAGCAGUAGUUCAAAGAGGACUUCUUUCCGGUCUGCUUCUUCGUCGUCCAGGAGUAAUCACGGCGGCUAUUCGCAAUCGGAUUAUGGUCAAGAAUAUCAAAAUUAUCCGCCGCAACAGCCAUCAUAUCCGAGCUAUGCACCGCCACAGCAGCCAUAUCCGAGCUAUGCACCGCCGCAGCAGUAUCAGAGCCACGAGCCGCCGCAGCAAAACUAUUCCUCUUCUCAAGGUAACGGUGACAAUAGAAGAAGAUUGGAGAGAAUGUAUUCAAGAAUUGCUGAUGAUUAUCGUUCUUUGGAUGAGGUGACUGCAGCUCUUGCACGUGCUGGCCUUGAGUCUUCUAAUCUCAUUGUCGGUAUUGACUUCACAAAGAGCAAUGAGUGGACAGGUGCAAGGUCAUUCAAUAGACAAAGCUUGCAUCACGUUGGAGAUGGGCUGAAUCCCUAUCAACAAGCAAUAUCUAUCAUUGGGAAAACCCUAGCAGCUUUUGAUGAGGAUAACAUGAUUCCAUGUUUUGGAUUUGGAGAUGCAUCCACUCAUGAUCAAGAUGUCUUCAGUUUCUAUGAAGAUGAGAGAUUUUGUAAUGGAUUUGAGGAAGUGUUAAGCAGGUAUAGGGAAAUUGUCCCUCGUCUACGGCUUGCAGGACCGACAUCAUUUGCCCCCAUCAUUGAAAUGGCCAUGACUAUUGUCAAUCACAGUGGUGGCCAGUACCAUGUUCUAGUAAUAAUUGCUGAUGGGCAGGUAACAAGAAGUGUUGAUACUGCACAUGGCCAGCUAAGUCCACAGGAGCAGAAGACUGUUGAAGCAAUUGUAGAAGCAAGCAAGUUGCCCCUGUCAAUUAUUUUAGUUGGGGUUGGAGAUGGGCCCUGGGACAUGAUGAGGGAAUUUGAUGAUAACAUCCCUGCUCGGGCCUUUGAUAAUUUCCAGUUUGUGAAUUUUACAGAAAUUAUGUCAAAGAAUGUGGAUCUAUCUCGAAAAGAGACAGAAUUUGCUCUUGCAGCCUUGAUGGAAAUUCCUUCUCAGUAUAAGGCAACAAUAGAGCUUAAUAUCUUGGGUGGUCGAAAAGGGGAUGCUCCAGAGAGGGUUCCCCUCCCCACUCCCAUGUACUACGGUGCAACGUCUUUCUUUAAUAGCUCCAAACCUUCCCGCACAACCAGUUUCCAGCCUAGUGUGCCUCCUUAUCCUGAAGACAGCAGUCCUGUUGGCACAGCUCCUCCUGCUACAAGUUCUACAUUUGAUAACCAGCUUUGCCCCAUUUGCCUUACUAAUGUGAAGAAUAUGGCCUUUGGUUGUGGACAUCAGACUUGUUGUGAAUGUGGACCAGAUCUUGAGACGUGUCCAAUUUGCCGAAGCCCAAUCCAAACCAGAAUAAAGCUUUACUAAGCAGCAUCUCUGCCUUUUUUGGGACUUUUGUUUCCUGUUGGCCAAAAUUCUUUCUGUUUUCAAUUGGGUCGGUGAUAAUGUUGCUGUCAAUGUACACAUCUACUCUUGUCGUGUGUAUAUAGGAAGAAACGAAGUCACUAGCCUCUUGUACAUUUCUUUUAUUUGGGUUCUAUUCUUUGUUGUUACUAUUUAAAGGCCUUUGAUCCAAGAGUUUGCAUACAAACAAAAGCUACUCAAAAUGCAGAAAAUAAAGUUUGACCGAUGCAGAAUUACAAACAUUGAUUGAAACAUGCUACAAUUUCGUGUGUACAUACAUGUAUAUAUGACAUCUUUUGAUGGGGAUUUGCUUCCUGUAUGGCCCAUUGGUUGCGAUAUCUCAUUUACUUCCGUCAAGCCCUUUGGUGGGAUGUACCUCUCUAUGGUUACACAACAUUACUCCUGGCCCCAACCCUCACACUCGCAUUUAUACCUCGUUUGUUGAGCUGGAGGUUGUUAGCUGCAAAAUUUAAGACCUCUAGCAUUCACUGAAUCCAUCUAUAGAUGGGUUUUAAGCUUUAUGUGGUGCAUUUUGACAUGGUCAUUACUCACUAGGGACCCUCCUUUCGUCUAUCCUCGACCGCCUUUGUUGUUCAUGAAGGGACCAAGUUCACUCUCGGUACUCGAACCCCGUAUUAUAAAGAACACGAACUUAAUCAAACCUUUCUCGAAGAAUAUGAAUAAUUUCCUCCCACAUGUGACACCAACACACUUCGUUACAACGGAAAGGAAUUCUCACCUCCCUCUUUUUUGGUGACACAACAGUUGACACAUGCGUAAACGUAACUGCGGCCUCACACCCAACAUUCGCAGGACUUUAAUCUAUGAGUUUCUUUCGGCAAUGACCAUAACAUGCAGCUGUAACGUGUUGACAUAUUGUGGGUUGUCCAUGUAAUUUUCCGGAAGCUAAUUAAUUGGGUCUACAUUUUUGUUCAAGCUUGUGAAAAUGAUGUAUUGAAGUAAGUCAAAUCUCAACAUCCAACAGCCCAACUUUGAAAAUAAUGUCACUUGAGUUUCCCAACUGUUUGUACCCUCUGUCCCACAUGAAGAUUAUUUUUCUAGUUUUCAUUGAUCAAGAACCGAUCUAUUUUUAGUCUCGUCGAGUCUCUAGUUGAAGAUUACCUUGUAGGGACAAUGGUGACAGGUAGAGAUUGUGGAAGUGGCUGUGGAAUUACAUUGGUUGUGACAUGAACCCUUUACUUUGCCAUGGAUAACAACACCAACCAUAUUUUCUCAUAUUAAAUGCACUCAACAGCUUUGCCAAACAACCAGAUAUAUCAAGAUUCCUUGAACAUAGAGAAAGACAAUGCAUUUCUCUUCACAGAUCCAUCUGGGUUCUCCACUCUCUGCAUCUGAGACCCAGAUGGCUUCCCUGGGCAGAUUUUCCUACCAAAGGCUCAGAAAUGAAGGUGGGUAUGAUGAUGAUGAUUAUAAUAAAAGGAGAGUUAUUAUUAGGAGGGCAAAAAGCUGGUCCAGGUUCAGAAGGGUGUCCUUUAGGAAGAGAUUUAAACUCAAGAUCCCAAGCUUGAGGAGGUUCAUGAGGAGGAAAGCAAGGGAGGUCUCCCUUUCAUGGGCUAGGAUUUUGAAGAGACUGAAGGAAGGUCAGUCCCAUUUUGGUGAUCUUUUUGCUGGAAACUAUCUGUUUAUGCAGGUCACCCCUACCCCAAUGAAGUGCGUUGAGAAAUCUUGGAAGGGUCCUCCUCACCUUCAUGGCUAUCCUCUUCAGAGGAUUGCCUGACGUCUCCUCCUUGGAUUUAGUCUUGUUUUACAAUUAAUUAAUGCAUCUUUUAUAUUAAAUGUAUGUAGUUGAUGCAAAUAAUAUAAGAGAAAUGGUCCUUUAUGCUUUUUCCUUUGAGUUCAA
Vitis vinifera (wine grape) is the source of this 3941-nucleotide messenger RNA. RefSeq names its product E3 ubiquitin-protein ligase RGLG2. Gene Ontology annotation, molecular function: ubiquitin protein ligase activity. The transcript has 12 exons. Bases 659 to 2044 code for a protein of 461 amino acids. The record is from RefSeq and is a predicted model, not a curated record. Lineage: Eukaryota; Viridiplantae; Streptophyta; Magnoliopsida; Vitales; Vitaceae. Gene Ontology annotation, biological process: protein K63-linked ubiquitination.